AUGUCUUUCAUUCAAAUUCUUCUCGUCUUCAUUGUCUUUGUUGCCAUUUCUGGAGUCUUCAGUCAAGAUCUCGCUUCGUGUGCUCGUAUGGACACAAUGGAGAAAGUUGCAAGAGCUGCAUGCAUAGGAAGUUGCACUAUUCAAAAUUGUGCGACUGGAUACUGUGAGAAACGAAAUGGUCGCCCAACCUGUGUUUGCAGUCGAUGUGCCUUUGGAUCGAAUAUUCCUUUGGAUAAACUUAUCAAAGGAGCCGCCUCAGCCGUCAAAGGAUAA
Caenorhabditis remanei is the source of this 273-nucleotide messenger RNA. RefSeq lists its product as uncharacterized. The record is from RefSeq and is a predicted model, not a curated record. The transcript is spliced from 2 exons. Lineage: Eukaryota; Metazoa; Nematoda; Chromadorea; Rhabditida; Rhabditidae. The coding region runs from base 1 to 273 and encodes 90 amino acids. Gene Ontology annotation, biological process: defense response to other organism.